CCGAACCCUCACCUCUGCCAGCAUGUGCUGCAACUGCUACGGCAGCUCCUACGGGGGCUGUGGCUAUGGCUCUGGCUACGGCUGUGGCUAUGGCUGUGGCUAUGGAUCCAGAUAUGGCUGUGGCUAUGGCUCUGGCUAUGGCUCUGGCUACGGCUCUGGCUGUGGCUACGGCUGUGGCUAUGGAUCCAGAUACGGCUGUGGCUACGGCUCUGGCUAUGGCUCUGGCUGUGGCUCUGGCUGUGGAUAUGGAUCCAGAUAUGGCUGUGGCUAUGGAUCCAGAUACGGCUGUGGCUAUGGCUGUGGCUAUGGCUCUGGCUACGGCUCUGGCUGCUGCUACCGACGAUGCUACUCCUCUUGCUGCUAGAACAUCCCCUACAACACUCUGCGCCUCUAACAAAAUAUGGAAAAUUAACGCUUUCCUCCAAGGGAUGCCUGUUUGUCAUCUCUACACCCCGGUGAGGACUGGAUGCCUCCUGCUUUU
Messenger RNA from Pipistrellus kuhlii (Kuhl's pipistrelle), 481 nucleotides. Its product is annotated as keratin-associated protein 21-1-like. The record is from RefSeq and is a predicted model, not a curated record. Bases 23 to 364 code for a protein of 113 amino acids. NCBI's taxonomy places the organism in Eukaryota, Metazoa, Chordata, Mammalia, Chiroptera, Vespertilionidae. The transcript has a single exon.